AUGGAGUUCUGCAACACCGCCGGCACUUUGUUCCAGGUGCUUUUCAUCACUGUGCUUCUCAGCUGCGUGUCUCCCUUGCAGUGCUUCGACCAUCCCAGUGGGGGCUCCUCUCUGCACAGCAUGCCGGCGGUGCUGUGCCUUGAAGGUGAGCACUAUUUUCUUCUUCUACUGGGCAGCGUGGCGUUCAUUUCCUUGCCGUGCCCUUUUUGGGCCGCUUCUCUUUGGGCCACUUGGGUCUAUCCGGCAAAGCUGCUAGACAAGAGUGACCGGGGGCGGCUUUUCGUGUUCGGCACGCAGUUCCUUUUCUCCCGCUUUCGGCCAGCAGCUCACUACUAUGGUAUAUUUACCUUGGCCAAAAGCUUCUUGCUGACUCUCAGCCCCGUGUGCUUUCAGACUGGCGGGGCUCUCCAAUCCUGCUAUUUGUGCAUCAUUCUCGUCCUCUUUCUGAUGCACCAGCAGCAGGUAUUGCCCUGGAAGAGCAGGCUGGCCAACCAGCUGGACGGAGCUUGCAGCCUCUCCCUUAUUGUCUUGCUACUUUGCGGCGCGUUGGCCUCCUCUCCUGAUGAGAGCACUCGCGCACAGCUUCAAUUUGUGGGAACUGCGGUGUUUGUGGUCUUGGCCACGCUGAUCGCAGCUGCUCUAAUCUAUGCGGGCUUCAGGGUCAUUGUGCCUGGAAAGAAGUACAAGUGGUUCAUUUGCCAUCACAAGGCAGAUGCUUCAGCACAGGCCCGGCUCUUGAAGGUGCUGCUUAAGGCGAGGAGCUCCCAUGAGACCUUCAUUGACUCGGAUAACCUUGUGGACUUAGACACGCUCUUUGACGUCGUCAGAUGUCAGUUGGAUACCUUGGUCGUGUUCAUGACACGAGAUGUCCUGACUCGACCCUGGUGUGCCGGCGAGAUUGUGACAGCCUUCAGGACAGGCAAGGUCAAGGUGUUGACCGUGAAGACUUCAAGCUUCGUGGCUCCAACCGAUGAGCAGAUGGAUGAUUUGACGUCGUACCUGGACCUAUCGAGUUGCGACCUCUCCCGCUUUGCGAAGAUUCAGGCUGACGAUGUGCGCCAUGCGUUCGAGAGAUUGCUGGGUGGCAAUACCCCGAUGAUCGAGAGUUUGGCGCUUAUCCAGUGGGGACUUCAAAGUUUGACAGGCGCGCUGCCACAGCUGGGAGUUGGAGUUGAUUCGUGCCCCCCGCCGGAAGAUUCGGCAAGGCUUGCCGACAAGAUCGUCAGCCUGACGCUCAGCAAAAGGCUUGGCAAGCAGAAGGAGCGUGAAGAGCGUGAAAUGCAUGCGGGCACCUACGAGGAUUGCGUGGUGAUCUCCUCUGAGCCGGGCAGGGACGAAGCCACGGCGGCGGUGAGCAUUCUGAGCGCCAAGAUGCACGGCUUGGUGGCAGCCAACAACACCAGCAUUGUGUGCCUGGUGGACCUCGGCCAAAGCGAGUUUCAGAUGCUACACUACGUCGCCAAGUGCAGGGCACUGGUGGUCAUCCUCUCCAAUGGCUCGUUGACAUCGAUCCUCCAACUCCACACCAUAGUGGAGAUGAUGUUGCAGCUGGAGCAGCUAGGGUCCAGCAAGGCCAAGCCAGCUAUUAUCCCUGUGAUGAACCUCCCGGACUUCCAAUUCCCGCAGGGGCACUUCUACGAGAACCAGCUGCCGGAUAUCUGGGAUCUGACGCUGCAGAGCGUGGAAGAUGCGGAAGCGCACAUUCGCAGCUUCUUCCGGUUCAUUGCCAUCAGCUUCCCGAUCCAUGCCUCGGACAUCCUGUUGCAGACGCAAGCCGCAGACGUCGUCAGACGUAUUCCCGCAGAAUCUAUGGCCAGCUCCGCAGCUGGGCGCGAGCCGCUGCUGCAGGACCUGGCUAACAUUGUGAGCAGCAGCAGGGGGAGAAGACGUCGCUCACAGGAAGACGGACUAAAGUGCGAGGACAUUUGUAUCAACAACCUCGACGAGGAGGAGGAAUUGGCGCGAGAAGUGGCCAGAUCGCUGAGGUGUGAGCUCUCUGACCAGCUGAUAGGAUUGCCCAAGGCAUCCAUCCAGAGCGAGACUUCCGAGACCUAUUUGAGCCUUUGA
Molecule: messenger RNA, 2067 nt
Organism: Effrenium voratum
Lineage: Eukaryota; Dinophyceae; Suessiales; Symbiodiniaceae
Source: the annotation of a GenBank genome assembly